Funneliformis mosseae is the source of this 705-nucleotide messenger RNA. The record is from the annotation of a GenBank genome assembly. Lineage: Eukaryota; Fungi; Glomeromycota; Glomeromycetes; Glomerales; Glomeraceae.
AUGUAUGAAGAAAAUGGUGAUGAUGACGGGUCGAUUAUUGAAGAUACGUCUGGAAUACAGGAAUCCGCUUCGUCAAAUGGUGUUGAUCAAGAAAUUGAAGUAACUUCCGAAGAACAACUUGUAACUCCAAGCGAAGAAAGUGAAGAAGAUGGUUUUGUUCAACAAACAUUAUCAGAAAUGAAGACUAAAAAGGGAUCCGAUGAUUUAGACUUGAAAGAACUUCAGAAAGAAGAACGGAAGCAUCGAAAAAUAAGAAAUGAAUUAAUACAACAGAAUAGUGACAUAUUUACAUUUGCACGAUCAUGUCCAAAUUGUAAAAAAAGCUUUAAUUCACCAUUAGUUAUCAAGAAAGUUAGACAUUUUAAAAUUUGUUGCAACUCUAAUAAUCGUUGGAUAGAUGAUGUGGUUUUAGGAAGGAUGAUUGAAGAUUUGAGGUUCAGAUUGAAACCAAUGGAAAAACAUAAACAAGAAGCAAUUGAUUAUAAUAUUGAGAUGCCAGAAGAUUUAAGAACGAACGAGAUUUAUCAUUAUUUUCCCGUAACAUCAAAUAAUAACAAAAAUGUUGCGAAUAGUAGUAAAGUAAAGAGAAAAGGAAAGAAUGGGGAAGAUUCUCAUGACCUUCCGUCGAAAGAUCAUCAAUCUUUAAAGAAAAAACCAAAAAUGAAAAAGGUUAAAGCGAAAGCUGAUGAUGCCACCAAAAAAUAA